Molecule: messenger RNA, 2290 nt
Organism: Girardinichthys multiradiatus
Lineage: Eukaryota; Metazoa; Chordata; Actinopteri; Cyprinodontiformes; Goodeidae
Exons: 8
Coding region: 100-1677 (525 amino acids)
Biological process (GO): T cell costimulation; immune response; cell surface receptor signaling pathway
Cellular component (GO): external side of plasma membrane
Source: RefSeq, a predicted model, not a curated record
AGUUAAACUUUAGUCUGCUUUCAGUUUGUCCAGAGAAACAGUUUCAGUGAAUUAUGAAGAAAUCUUUUGUCAGGAUUUGGUGUUUGUAAAUAUAGGAAGAUGGAGCUGUUUGCUGUGGUUGUCUUCCUCCUCUACGCCUCUCAGGACUCUUUGACUGUAGAAGUGGAGGUCCAGGAAGACACACAAUCUGUGGUUCUGAGCUGCCAGUACAGCGGAGAAUUAUUAGAGACUUUCACAGUGAAAUGGAGCCGCUUGGAUCUCAAGCCCAAUACUGUCCAUCAGUGGCGAGGAGGAGAUGAUUUAGAUGCACAAAAUCAGCUUUUCAAGGGACGAACAUCAAUGAGACCUGAUGUUCUAGACUCUGGAGACUUCAGCCUCACUUUGAAAGAACCCAAACUUUCUGACAGCGGAGAUUACACCUGCAGCAUCAUUGAUGAAAGAGAAGAAACGCUGUCGGACAUCCAGCUGCAUGUCAGAGAAAAAAGUCCAACAUGGGCCACAUUUCUCCUGGUUCUCCUGGUUCUGCUGGUUCUGCUGGGUCUUGUUUUUCAUGUCUGCAUUAUACGUGGAAUUGUUUCAACUUGGAUCACAGUUGUUCUGUUUCUGCUGGUUCUGCUGGCUGUUCUUGCUGUUUCUGGUGGCCUUUUGGUUCAUUUCCGUCAUCAUUUCAUGUCAGCCUCUCAGGACUCUUUGACUGCGACGGUGGGGGUCUAUAAGGGGGUCCAAUCUGUGGUGCUGCCCUGCCAGUACAGCAAAGAAUUAUUAGAGCUUGUCACAGUGAAAUGGAGCCGCUUGGAUCUCAAUCCCAAUAUUGUCCAUCUACGUAGAGAAGGAGACGACAAACUUGCACAAAAUCAGCUUUUCAGAGGAAGAACAUCAUUGAUACUCGAUGCUCAAGACUCUGGUGACUUCAGCCUCACUCUGAGAGAACCACAACCUUCUGACAUCGGAAACUACGUCUGCAGCAUGAUUGGUGAUAAAGAAGAAAUACUGUCAGACGUUCAGCUACAGGUCAGAGAAAUAUUUCCAGCUUGGGCCAAAGUUCUCCUGGUUCUGCUGGUUCUGCUGGUUCUUCUUGCUGUUUCUGGAGGCCUUUUAUUUCAUUUCAGACAUUAUUUCAUGUCAGUCUACAAGGUGGAGGUGGAUCCAGGAGUGGAGUCUGUUCUGCUGCCCUUUAAAACUACAGUCCGUCUACCUGAAGGAGUCAUAGUAACGUGGAGAAACAGCUCUGGUUGGAUGGUCUACAGUAAUGACAGGAUCUUGAACGAUUCCAGUGAAUCCUUGAGCUGGUCUGAAGAAGAAGAGCUUCAACACAGGCUGUAUAGAAACAGAACAAAGAUGAAGGAAAAACUAAAAUCUGGAGACUUCAGUUUGACCCUGAAGAACCCCACAGACAGAGACACAGACAUCUACACCUGCACCGUCUACAAGAGGAGCUCAGAUGAAAUCCUGACUAAGAAACAAGUGCUGCUCAAUGUCAAAGCUGGAGCUGACUCUUUUAUCAUAGCCAUAGACUUUGGUUCAGGAUACAGUGGCUACGCCUUCAAUGUCAGACCCAGAGAGGAAGGAGGUGGGACCCAGUUAAAGAGAUGGGGUGAAGAACUGGGACUGGACUCCCCAAAGACUCCAACCUGCUUCCUGUUGGAUAACAUAAAACUUCUGGAAGUUUGGUUAUGAAGCUAAAACAGCGUACAACAAGAUGAGAAAAGAAGAAGAUGAGAAACAUAGUUUCUAUGAAGACUUCAAGAGGAGCAUCAGUUACCUAGUAAGUAAAGUAAAGAUCAGCAGAUCUUCUUCCUCCUUGGGUCCUGCUGUGACCUCUAUGAACUCACCUGUCUUCUCAGGUUGAAACUGUGUCUCCAUCUGAAUUAUCUGAGAUAGUUUAAAGCUGCUCUCUGCCUCCUUCACAGCUUUCCUCCUGUAGUCAUGGAAACAGGUUUUAACUCUGUGGGUCCCUAUAUAGCAAACCUAAUGAACACCUCUUUCAUUUCUUGCUGCACUCUGACUGGUUUUGAACUGGUUUCUGUACAACAGCUUUAAAAAGCUGAACUUUGACCUUUCUGUUCUUUCCAAAGCAGCUUUUUGCUCCUAGUUUUAGAGAAGAUCGUCUAUCUACAGCUGCAGUCUGAUGUUGUUUUCAGAUUUGUUCAACUUUUCAAAGAUCCAAAGUAGGUUUUCAGCUCAGCCUUGAAUUGAGGAGUUUUGGGUUUUAUUUUAGACAAUUUAUUGUUAUGAAUAUAAAAUGAACCCAUUAGAGUCAAAAUGUUUAAAAUAAAAGAAUGAGUUCUGG